This is a messenger RNA of Sipha flava (yellow sugarcane aphid), 3396 nucleotides long. RefSeq names its product cilia- and flagella-associated protein 57-like. The coding region runs from base 1 to 3396 and encodes 1131 amino acids. The transcript has 15 exons. Gene Ontology annotation, molecular function: protein binding. NCBI's taxonomy places the organism in Eukaryota, Metazoa, Arthropoda, Insecta, Hemiptera, Aphididae. The record is from RefSeq and is a predicted model, not a curated record.
AUGUUCUUGGAUGAUUCGUUUGUCGAUCCGUCCGCGGACGAUUCGAAUAUCGAAACGUUGCUGUACUCGAACAUCAAGCCCAAGUUCGUGUUCGGCCUGGUCACCGGAAUUUCAGGCAACUGCCUAUACCUAAACGACCACGUGAUCGUGUACCCGGCGGCUGGAGUGGUGGUCGUCCACGACCUGGACGCGCACAGCCAGAGGUUCGUGUAUCCGAAAGAUCCGCGGAGAACCAUCACCGCAAUGGAUCUGAGUCCGAUGAGCUAUGUGUUGGCUGUAGCGACCGUUGCAGAGAAUGAUGGUGGCGGUCAUGAUGAUGACAAGGGCAAGAUUGAGGACUACGCAAAGCCAAUUGUUAAGAUUUACGACUUGGAGUCUCUUAGCGAAAAGCACGUGUUCGUCGAGCCGGAAGGAGAGUGGCAAAAAUUUGGCCAACGACGGUUUACCAAAAUCCGGUUUCAAAACGACAACGUUCACUUAGCAGCGCUCGUCGUCGGCGACGACGGCUCAGAUUGCGGGUUUUACUUUUACGGCUGGAGAAACUCAAAGGUUGAGACGUACAUACGGAUUGACGGUUUUGUAGCCGACGUGGCUAUGAAUCCGUUUGACUUAUCAUUAUGCUGUUUCGCGGGAAGAGAAUUUUUCCAGUUUAUGACUAAAACCGAAACGGGUUGGUCGCAGUACGGUUUCCGCGAAGCCGAAGGUAUUGAUUUUACAUGCGUGUGUUGGUUGUGCAGAGACAGAUGUUUGGCGGGUACGACGGACGGUCGAGUGAUAUUGUUCAAAAACGGUUUGUUCCAAUCGAUGUACUAUGUGGACGAGGUCCAUGAUAUAGAUGUAACAAUCAAAUCAAAAUCCGAAAACUUGAGCAUCAUCAUAUUAUCCGAAUUUGAAAUGAAAUCCAAGAGCGUCCGGAGUUGUAUAGCUUUUGAAUACGGUUUGAUAGUCGUGGCGGGAGAAUUUAAUAUUUACCAUUUUCAAAAAAGAGACAAUGGAGAAAGAUAUAUGAGAAAUAAUAUGUAUGUAAAACACAAUCAUCGUCAUUUGAAAACGCUGGAGAUCGAGGGUGAGUCACCAUUGCAUUUUGUGGAGAGUGUGUGCAUCAGUCCGAACAGCAAAAUACUGACGUGUGUUACAAAAAAUGCCCAACUGCACUCGGCUCCAUUGCAUUAUCGGCAGAAGAACUUAGAGGACGACGAUGAAGAUCUUUUUAAUUCAAUCAUCGAAAUCCAGCCGUUUCAUGAAGAAUUACACCACGGUGGCGUGGGAAGCUUGUCAACAAGUCUGUGGAGACCACUUUUGAUGACCGGUGGCAAAAUCGAUUUUACCGUUAAGUUAUGGGACUACGCCAAAUGCACAUUGCUCUUGUCCAAGCACUACUAUUAUCAGGUGCUCAGCGUCUCAUUACACCCGACAGCUUUGUACUCCGUGGUGGCGUUUACGGGUCAUGUGGAAUUUCAAAUUAUUCGAAUCGACGAUUUAGUUCCGUUGAAACAUUUCCCAAUCAUGGACUGUAGCGUGACGGGCUUCAGCGGUUCCGGACAUAUGUUUGCCUUGGCCAAACCCAGCGGUGAAAUCGAAAUUUACAGUACCCUUAAUUUAAAGAAAUGUUUUUCGUGUGGAAGCCACUUAAGUCCUGUGAGUGCCCUGUAUGCGUUCCACCCAGUAGACGGGCAUGUACUUAUGCACAUUGUUCCUUAUCCAGAUGUAACUAUCACGGAUUUAGCAGUGACAGAAGAAAUCAAUAAAAUGUAUUUUAUCGCGGAGGACGGAAUUAUAAGAAAAGUCGACGAUAACAAGGUGGUUCGUGAAAUAAAUGUCAACCAAGGACCAUUACAUGCACUAUCCAUUUCCAAAUCAAACAGAGUAUUAUUCUUGGCUACUAAAAAUGGCGUUAUUAUGUCUGUCACAUUAUCAGUAAUUAAUAGGUUGUACGCUUAUUUUACAGUACACAAUCAUAGAAUUACAAAGAUGUGUUUAGCGAUGGACGGUUCAGUCUUGAUUUCUUGUUCAGAAGAUGGGAGUAUGUGCAUAUGGGAAGUUGAAGAGGUUGUGAACAAGAAAGAUAAUAUCGAUGAUCGCUUUAAGUAUUUCGAUGAUUUAUUAGUCAAAACGUUAGAGCUUGAAAAAAUAAAUAGAGAUAAGAUUGAAAUAAGAAACUCAGUGGAUUUGUUAGAGGAAAAAAAUAAAUACAAUAUAAAUAAAUUUAAAUAUUCCAAAGAACAGGAAUUAAACAACUUAAAAAAGAUGAAUGCAGAUGACAUUGAUAAAACUAGAAGCAAACUUAAUUUCGAAAAUCAAAUACAAAAUGAAGUUUUAUGUAAGCUUGAAAAUGAAGUAACUGCAUUAAAAGAAGCUAAUAUAUUGAGUUUGGAAAACUUGGAUGUUCAAUAUACAAGAAAACUUAUGUAUAAAUAUAACAAAUAUUCAGAUUUAGAAAAUAAAACAGCUGAAUUCAUAUCUAAACGAAAAAACAACGAAUUACAGAACACGAUUGCGAACUUAGGAGAACAAUUUAAGGAUAAGCAAGAAGAGAUGUUAAAAUUGAGAGAUAAAGAAAUUAAUGAAAAAAACAACCUUCGAAUGUUGGUGGGUGAAACUGAAAAUGAUGUAGAUGAACAUGUUUUGGAUAAAAAAAAUGCAUUCAUUGCUAAACUUAAGAAAAUGAAAGAAUUAAAUCUAAAGGCUUCGUAUGAAUUGGCCGUAGACAAGAUUAAAUAUAACUCAUUUUUGGAAGACAAUUCAGAGUUAAUGCGUUUAACUGAUAAUGCCGAACAAGACUUUAAUGAAUUACAAUUGUCAAUCAGCGAAAUAGCUAAGAGAAUAACUAUUUUGAAGAGAUCAUUGAAAAACGAAAGUGAGAAUAUUUUAAAAAAAGAUAUCGAAAUUAAUGAUAUUUACCAAAAAGCAUCAGAGUUAGAAAAAGAAAUAAAUGUAAUAACUGAAAUCAAUGCUGAUUUGCAAAAAGUUAGUGAUUCAUUGACAACGGAAAUAAAAGACACAAAAAAUGUGAUCGACAAAAAAAGUAUCAAUCAAAUUGAAGUUGACUUACGUUUAGCUAGUCAAAAUUACAAUAAUGAUAAUGAUAAUAAGGCAGCACUGACAACAUUUUUCAAUAAAUACACGGGAGAUUUAACGAUUCAAAACGAAGAUAUAGGAGCAAGAAAUGAAUUGCUUAGGCAAAUAAAAUUAUUAGAGGAUUCUAUUUCGAGACUAAAGAAAGAUGCACAAUCAUCUAACUAUAAAUCCGAAUCAAAUUAUUUGAUAAUGAAAGAAAACAUGAAACUUAUUGAUGAAAUUUCUGAUCUGCGAAAAGAUUCCCAGAAUUAUUUAACCCAGUGUAUUAAUUUAAAACGUACACUACUAAAAAUAACACAUCCUAACCAAAGAACAUAG